Messenger RNA from Sinocyclocheilus anshuiensis, 1944 nucleotides. Its product is annotated as BEN domain-containing protein 5-like. The coding region runs from base 1 to 1536 and encodes 511 amino acids. Lineage: Eukaryota; Metazoa; Chordata; Actinopteri; Cypriniformes; Cyprinidae. The record is from RefSeq and is a predicted model, not a curated record. Gene Ontology annotation, molecular function: DNA binding. The transcript is spliced from 10 exons. Gene Ontology annotation, biological process: negative regulation of DNA-templated transcription.
AUGUGUAACCUGGGCCGUGUUGACUACAUCAGUGAAUUUGAGUUUGAUCUGUUCAUCAGGCCUGACACGUGUAACCCUCGCUUCAGAGUGUGGUUUAACUUCACAGUGGAAAACGUUCGAGAGACUCAGAGGGUGAUUUUCAACAUUGUGAACUUCAGCAAGACCAAGAGCCUGUACAGAGAUGGGAUGUCCCCCGUGGUGAAGUCGACCAGCCGGCCUAAAUGGCAAAGACUACCAGCCAAGAAUGUGUAUUACUACCGCUGCCCCGACCAUCGGAGGAACUACGUGAUGUCUUUCGCCUUCUGUUUUGACCGCGAGGAUGACGUUUAUCAGUUUGCCUACUGCUACCCCUACACCUACUCCCGUCUGCAGCAUUACCUGGCCAGUCUGGAGCGCAGAAAUCUCGAUUACCUACUGCGAGAGCAGCUGGGCCUCAGUGUGCAACAGCGAAGGCUGGAUCUUCUGACCAUCACCAACCCUGAAAGCAUUGAGGAAUUUGAGCGCAGUAUUAUGCAAAAGAAGAUGAAAAUACCCAAGGUGUCGAACAGGAACACAGUGGAGAAUCAUUUUGGUGAGGAGCGAAUGCCCCUUAGACAUAAAAAGGUCCAGUCACAGGAACAGCAUCGGGCAAGUUCCAACUCCUCAAAAAGCCUGGCUGCAGUGGUGGCACGGCUGGAGAGGAACGCUGUCAACUCAUGCACAGAGGGAGAGGAGCUGGACAAACUCACAACAGAGGAAGAGGAAGAGCAGGAUGAGGCCGUGGUGCCUCGUGUCCUAUACGAGGAGCUGGUGCACAGCUACAGGCAGCAGGAAGAGGAAAUGAGACGCCUGCAGCAGGAGCUGGAGCGCACACGCAGGCAGCUGCUCCAACAGGCCAAGAAGCUCAAGGAGUAUGGCAGUCUGCUGACCGAAGUCAAGGAGCUGCGUGAUUUCAAUCGACGCCUGCAGGACGUCCUGCUCGUGAGGCUUGGCAGCGAGCCGAUGCACGACAAUGGCACACAGACAAUCAAAGCAGAGGUGGUGGAGCCGGUCAGUGAACCACAGGAGGUGUGUCAAGAGGAAGCAAACACUAGCUCCACCCACUCCCCAUCCCCGAGAACCGUCUACACCUUCAAUGAUGGAAAAAUGCACUUGGGUGGAGGGAUUUGGGUGGAGGAGGAGAAGUGGCACCAGCUACAGCGGACACAGGGAGACUCGAAAUUCACCAAAAACCUGGCGGUGAUGAUCUGGGGCACGGAAACCCUGAAGAACCGCAGCGUGACUGGCAUCGCUACGAAGAAGAAGAAAGAUGCCCUGCCCAAACCACCGCUCUCACCAAGCAAGCUCAAAAUUGUUAGAGAGUGUCUGUAUGAUCGUGUGUCUCAAGAAACAGCUGACAGCGCGGAGAUCACCCAGCGAUUAUCCAAAGUGAACAAAUACAUCUGCGAAAAGAUCAUGGAUAUCAACAAAUCUAUCAAGAACGAGGAACGACGAGAGUCCAAGCUUCUCAUCCAGCAGACGGUGAAGAUGGAGAACUUCCCCUACGACAGUCUGUAGGGGGCGAUGAAGUUGUCACCAUAGCUCAUUCUACUCCUCAAGGACUUCUGGUGAACAAGGUGCACGUAAUCACCGGCGCUGCCAAUUGAGAUUUCCACUGAUGCCCUCCCAAGACCUCUCUGUCUUUUACUCUCGUAGACCCUGUUUUACAGCCUGUCUGACAGUUUUACCUCUCUCCGCACUGCCUUAGCAUGCUGGUGUGCAUUCUGUGAGUGAAUGGGGUGGGUUUUUGUAAGCUUUAAUGGGGGAUCUCGGGGUGGGUCGGAUAUUAUGCCUGAUAGACAGGAGCGAUCCUUUAAAUCGUGUGAGAGAAAAAUGUGUUUGGCACAUCAGCUUGUGUUCUGUGUCAGAACAUGUCCUAAUGUACUAAAGAGGUUUCCCUUCUGAAAAGUCUUCUUGUUUCAGGAG